Cordyceps militaris CM01 is the source of this 2043-nucleotide messenger RNA. RefSeq names its product C6 transcription factor, putative. The record is from RefSeq and is a predicted model, not a curated record. Gene Ontology annotation, molecular function: zinc ion binding; sequence-specific DNA binding; DNA-binding transcription factor activity, RNA polymerase II-specific. The transcript is spliced from 4 exons. Bases 1 to 2043 code for a protein of 680 amino acids. Gene Ontology annotation, biological process: positive regulation of transcription by RNA polymerase II; DNA-templated transcription. NCBI's taxonomy places the organism in Eukaryota, Fungi, Ascomycota, Sordariomycetes, Hypocreales, Cordycipitaceae.
AUGCCUACAGAUCAAACAUCGUCUGCCACGCGGGCGGGCUCCGGACCCCGGCUGACACGUGGCAAGCUCUCCUGUCUGCGCUGCCAGCGGCGAAAGAUUCGGUGCGAUGGCGAUUUACCUACGUGCAAGAAUUGCCGUAAUGCUGGUGCCAUCUGCCAGGACGGUGUCAGUGAGCGUAUUGCUGGCCUCAAGCUUCGUAUAGAAUGGCUAGAAUCCAUCAUUCGGCAAAGAUGCCCCGACGUUGACUUGGAUACCAGACGGCCGCAGCACGACAUGAACCCAGCCGCGCUCCAAGUGUCCACAGUCGAGCCAGAGACCAUCAUGCCAACUGCAACUGAUUUCCCUCCGAUAAUUUCGAAGCCACAACAAUCUACCCAGCCGCCUGGACCUCUAGGUCAAGUGUUGGGCGGGAAUAGCGCGUCGGCUCACGAAAUUGCCAUGCUGUCGCUUGGUGCCAGCGACUCGCGGUACAUUGGCCCAUCCAGCGGCUACUUUCUCGCGCGCGUUAUGCUGAGCAAAAGCCGUGAUCCCAUCAACGACGCAGAUACUGCGGAAAAUACCACUGAUGUCCUGGGGGAACUCAUUGAAUCAGUCACUGGCCCGCUUCCGCUACCGCCGAAGCGGGCGGCGCUGCGGAUGUGCGAUGCAUAUUUCGAGUAUAUCCAUCCGCAGUACCCUAUUCUGCAUCGCCAAUCGACCCUGGAAGCUGUGGAUCACGUAUACCAGAAUGAAAGUGUAGCUCCUGUCGUCUCAUUUCAAGUUUUCAUGGUUCUUGCCAUGGGCGCGACGGUCUUGUCCAUGCGCUCCAAAGCACGCUUACCCAGCGAUUCCUACUGUCUCGCGGCGCUGCAAGUCUUUCCGCAAAUCAACGUUGAAAACUCAAUACAGGGACUCCAGUGCUUAUUAUUGCUGUUGAUAUUUGCGCUACAUAGCCCGUCUACCCGCUUCAACGUGUGGUAUCUCAACUACCAGUGCCUGGCUGGCGUGCUGGAUCUGGGGCUACAGAGAAACAUUACUGUCGAGUCUGGAAUCUCGCUUCUGGAGCAGGAAAUGCGAACCAGGAUAUUUUGGGUCUGCCUUCUUCUGGACAGGACGAUAUGCACAAUCAUGGGCCGACCGAUUGGCCUUCGCGACGAAGCGUGUGAGCUACGGUUGCCGCAAGAAAUUGAUGAUGCCCUGUUGGUUCCGAAUCAAGCCCUUCAAAUCCCUUCUACCAGAAAGCCACUCGACAUCUCUUACUCAAUCCACCUGUUUCGGGCUACCAAAAUCAACUCGGAGAUCAAAUAUGUCGCCAACAGCAUUGUUCAAGAAGCACCGAGAUAUGCGUACCCGCCACAGACAGACAUACACGGCUGGCAAAGUAAUGUGCUGCGACAACUUGACGAAUGGCUGUUGGAAAUCCCCUCAGACAUCCAGCACCCGAACGAAUUCAUGCACCUCAUCUGCCAGCUCCGCUACCACGGGCUCUGCUUGCUUCUCCUCCGACCAAGUCCAGCCAUCCCCAAGCCGACUUCUGCCGCCCUGCUACGCUGCUCCAAGAGCGCCACCGCGAGCAUCCAGAUACUCGACAAGAUGUACUGGCAGGACAUGCUCAUACACAACUGGAUCAGCCUGCACGGCCUCGCGCUCGCCGUGCUGACGCUGUUGUACUGCGUCAAGGCCGAGCCCGAGGUGGCGCGGGCGACGCAGGCCGACGCCCUCAUGGGGACACUCACCUCGGCGCUGGGCAUCUUGAGCGCGACGGGCGAGCACUGGCCGGCGGCCAAGAGGUGUCGCGAUAUCCUAGAGGACCCGGCAAGGUCGAUGGUGCAGUGGCUGCAGAAUCAGUCGGCGCCAGCAGCCGUCGACGGCCGCCGGAGAUCGAGUCGAGCUCAGGUGCAAACCACGAGCGAGCAGGAAAAUCUGGCAAGUGAUGUCUUGUCUUUGCCCGAUGCGGAGUUGAGCCUGCUGCAGCCUUUUGACGGGUUCCUUUUCGACAGCGCCUCUGUGAAUAUCGACGACAUGAUGCAAGAAUUGUUCCAAGACUUUAUUCCUGGAGUAUAG